AUGCGCAGAGAUGGGAAAGAGGUUCCCACGAAACAUGUAGUCCUAUCUUUCAAGCUCCACAGUCUUCCAUCAACAAUCAAAGCUUGCUAUCUAAACUGUCAUGUGAGGGCAUAUAUCCCCAAUCCAAGACGCUGCUACAAGUGCCAGAAGUUUGGCCACGGUUCGCAGGUGUGCCGUGGACAGGCUGUCUGUGCAAGGUGUGCUGGCAAAGACCACUCGUCAGAGACAUGCUCAAAUGAUAUCCGUUGCACCAACUGUGAAGGUAGCCACCCCGCGUACUCGAGAUCCUGUCCUUUCUGGCAGGAGGAGAAACACGUUCUCAAAAUAAAGAUCGAACAAAACGUCACGUACCGAGCGGCGAGAGCCCAGUUGCAGUUCCAGAAGAAAGGAACUUUCUCUGAUGUGGUGCGCAGGGGAGUGGCACCACUCAGAGUUUCAGUGGAGACCCAGACCACCGGGCCUCCACACCACACUCCCCAACUCCAAGAGAAGGUCACAGAGGUGCUUCCUCCAGUGGCCACACAGCCAAUCAGCCAGGGAGAGGCCACCACAACCUCAAAGGAGGUUGUUGCAUCUCCCUCCGUUUGGGACGGGAUUGCGAAGGGCCCGUCCCAAAGUACAAGUCAAGACAUGGAUGUCGAUGAUGACGACUGCUUAUCGCAGAAGUCGUCAUCGAGUCUUCCAAGUACUACUUCGUCCUUGGGCAAAGAGCAGAGAAAGAAAAACACCGGCAGAGGACGGGGUCUGAAAGGCAAAGAACAGCAAAAGGCCCCUCCACCAAGGAUACAAGCUCCUUGA
Molecule: messenger RNA, 798 nt
Organism: Ornithodoros turicata
Lineage: Eukaryota; Metazoa; Arthropoda; Arachnida; Ixodida; Argasidae
Exons: 1
Coding region: 1-798 (265 amino acids)
Molecular function (GO): nucleic acid binding; zinc ion binding
Source: RefSeq, a predicted model, not a curated record